AUGGUCCAGGUCCAGGUCCUGCUCACCUUCCUGAUGCUGUCAGCCUGCCUGGGCGACGUGGUAACUCCACGGGUACACGCACUACGGACCAACAUGCUGAAGGAGAGCAUCAGGCUGCUGGACCAGCUCCAGCAGAUGGAGGUUUCCUGUAACAAGAUGAAUGUGACAAAUAUUUUUGAGGAUUAUAAGAGAGGUAACAAUAUGGAGACAUUAUGCAAAGCUGCCACAAUUGCUCAGGAGGGCCAGAGCUGCCACAGGUACCUCGAGGGCGUUUACCACAACUUGCUCAGCCUGGUCUGGGGGAGAAGAGCAAGGCACAAGCCAUGUCCUGUGGCAGCAGGCAGCACCACCUCACUGAAGAAUUUCCUCAAGGAAUUACAUCAAGUCCUUCAAGAAGAGUAUAAGAGUUCAAAGUGA
Molecule: messenger RNA, 417 nt
Organism: Prinia subflava (tawny-flanked prinia)
Lineage: Eukaryota; Metazoa; Chordata; Aves; Passeriformes; Cisticolidae
Product: interleukin-4-like
Exons: 4
Coding region: 1-417 (138 amino acids)
Biological process (GO): immune response
Cellular component (GO): extracellular region
Molecular function (GO): growth factor activity; interleukin-4 receptor binding
Source: RefSeq, a predicted model, not a curated record